Messenger RNA from Oppia nitens, 4358 nucleotides. RefSeq names its product nephrin-like. The record is from RefSeq and is a predicted model, not a curated record. NCBI's taxonomy places the organism in Eukaryota, Metazoa, Arthropoda, Arachnida, Sarcoptiformes, Oppiidae. Gene Ontology annotation, molecular function: cell adhesion molecule binding. Gene Ontology annotation, biological process: cell-cell adhesion. Gene Ontology annotation, cellular component: cell-cell junction. The transcript has 17 exons. Bases 72 to 4274 code for a protein of 1400 amino acids.
UUAUGAUUUAAUUUGAUGUAUUAAAAACUUUGGACAACUUUGUCAGUAAAUAAUAAUAACUGCUAAGCAAAAUGCAAAUAACAAAUACAAUGAAAUGGAGAUUAACGACAUUCAAGCAAAUUGUCAUCAUUUGCUUACAUCUCAUAUUAGUCAAUUGUCAGCUGCAGUCACAGCAAUAUUUCCGGACUCGACCGCAACCGACAGCCGAGGUUAUAGAGGGCGGGACCCUUACAUUACAGUGCGGUAUUGGAAACCAAAGAGGAUCAGUCCAGUGGGCCAAAGAUGGCUUUGUAUUAGGUUUCGAUAGAAGUAUUCCGGGAUAUGAAAGGUAUUCGAUGACAGGCGACGCUAAUAUAGGAGUACAUAAUUUACGUAUUGUUAGAGCAAAAAAUGAGGAUCAGGGAGAGUACCAGUGCCAGGUCGGGCCCGGACCGGGUGGUAAUCAACCGAUAAGAGCCACAACUAAACUGACAGUUUUGAUCCCGCCCAGUUCUAUUGAGAUAACUGGCCACACAAACCAAACACAAGUGGAGGUCAAAGAGGGUCAGUCCAUGGAUUUAGAGUGUGUUGUUACUGGAGGCAAACCGUCCGCACAAAUCAAAUGGUUUCGUAAGAAUAUUGAAUUGAGAACAGACAACGUGACUGUCCGGACAGCGUCGGUUGAUAAUGAAUUGAUGGUCUCUGGCCAUCAACCAACCGAAGUGUCUGUUUCUGUAUCGACAAUAACAGUGAGACCACACGCUGAAGAUAAUGGUGUGAUGUAUACGUGCGAAGCUAUUCACACGGCCUUAUUAGCGCCUAUGAGACAUUCGCUCACAUUAUCUGUAUUAUAUCCGCCCGGUUCACCAGAGAUAACUGGUUACAUAGAGGGUGAGACCGUUAGAAUGGGUGAUACAUUGACUUUGGUGUGCAAAUCAAUUGGAGGCAAUCCAUUGGCACAAUUGGUUUGGUAUAAGAAUGAUGAAGAAGUAGACUUCUCGUUCACGACGACAGCUAAUAGACAAUCAGCUAAUUCUCAUACAUUUGUUGUCGACGCGUCUGACAAUAAUGCUGUCUACCGGUGUGUCGCCUCAUCGUCCAUCACACAGACACCAAUGGUGGCAGAAGUCAAACUUCAGGUCCACUUUGCACCAGCAAAGGUAUACAUCAAUGGCACCAAAGAGGCUAAAUCUGGCGAUACUGUAACGAUGACCUGUCAUACGGAGCGAAGUAACCCUCCAUCAGAACUUAGUUGGGUUGUCGAUGGAAGACCUGUGACGGCCACUAACAGUAUUGUUGCCGAUCCGUUAGGAGGUUGGGUUAGUUCAGCCAAUGUUACGGUAGUGGUCACUCCACAGGACAGAAAUAUGAAAAUGUUGUCCUGUUAUGCUAUAAAUCAAGCACUGGGAGAAACAAUUGUUGAAACAGCGGUACUAAGUAUUUUAUAUCCUCCCGAUCCGCCCAACAUAUUUGGUUACACUGAAGGGACAUCAAUACGUGCCGGUUCUCUGCAACGGUUGACUUGUGUGUGCAAUGGAGGCAAUCCUUUGUGUAAUCUCAAGUGGUUUAAGGGAGAGACAGAAAUAAUAUCGGGAACUACCGUUAGUACUAAUGGUAAUGUUGUCUCCAAUGAAAUUGCUAUAAUUACAAAAGAUAGCGAUAAUGGAGCUCAAUAUCGGUGUGAAGCCAGCAAUUCAGCUACAAUUGAACCGUUGAUAGCAAUAAUACAGCUAACUGUUCACUUCCCACCUUCCGGUGUGUUCAUUAAAAUGAGUCCAAAACAACCCAAAGCUGGAACUCAUGUAGAGUUGGUUUGCGAAACGGGUAGUUCUAAUCCAGAAUCAGUGGUCACGUGGUGGAGGGAUGGCUUCCUUUUGAAUGGACAUCAGGACGGUAUCAUAGAUGGACUGUAUGGAGGAAAGACCACCAGAAAUAUAUUACGACUCAAUGUCAGCAGUGAUGACGACGGAACUGUACUCACAUGUCAGGCAACAAACCGUGUGCUCCAGCAGUCAGUCCACGACGCGACCACUCUUAGCAUUCAAUAUUCACCUGAAUUUCUCAACUCUCCUUUAACUCAAUUUGAUAUAAUUGAAGGCCAGCCGUCUGUUAUUAAUUUGACGGCAAAAGGCAAUCCCUCACAAAUUGAGUACAAAUGGUCGCGUCAGACGGAGACCAUUACUGCGGCCACUGAAACAACUACCGGUUCGCCUAUCGAUUCUCCGCGUAUACAGAGUAGUGGACCCAUACUUAACAUCAGUGAAGCCAAAAGAGGCGAUUCAGGUGUUUAUAAACUGUACGCUCAAAAUGAGUUGGGAUUGAGUGAGACGGCCAUCAAAAUCAAUGUUCAAUACUCAGCACAGAUACUUAAAGUAAGCGAAAUGGUUAUGAUUGACGAGUGGGCCAAUGCAUACUUGGAGUGCAACGUUGACGCCAAUCCCAGCACCGAUACAACUAUCACUUGGCGCCGACGGUUCCGCAAUGAAUCUGAUGCUAUCGUCACUCAAGAAAUUGAUUCCUCCAGAAUGAGAGAAACAAUCGAAACCAUUGACACCGUUGGCAUCAGUGGUUCGGGCUAUACUUUAAAGGGAUCACUAGCCAUAUAUAAUACAAGUUUAGAGGAUUCGGGGCAACAAUUUGAAUGUGUGGCCAACAAUGGUAUCGGAGAUAGCGAUACAGCCAUCGCUACAUUACUUGUUUUACAUAAGCCAAUUAUAGACAGAUCACCCAUUAUAUCCAAGUCGGCCACUGAUGACGGAUCAAGCGGUAGAUUAUACUGUAGAGCACAGGCAGCGCCUAAUGUGACUUUUACAUGGACUCGGGAGGGACAGAUACUGAGCACUGAUAGCAAAGCUAUAGGUGUUAUUAAAAGUGAAUCCACAAGUGAUAAACAAAGGAAAGGCUCGGAACUGAAAGAAAAAGAAGUUAAAUAUAUUAUAGAACCGACACAACAGUUAGAUUUAGUGAACUACCAGAGCGUACUAAUUAUUUUGGACGUACAGAGUCAGGAUUACGGGGCCUAUCAGUGCAUAGCACGCAAUGAUCUGGGCUUUGAUGCCAUAACCAUUCAAUUGAACCGAACUUCAAAACCCGAUCCACCACUUGCUCUUCGAAUUCUUAACAUAACCGAGUCAUCCGUACAGCUCCGGUGGAUACCUGGUUUUGACGGCGGUAUUGGCCAAGAUUUUAGGCUCAGAUACCGACCGACUUCGAGUUCCGAUCCGUCCUUUACAUACAAAGAUGUCUAUCCGGCCAACUCUACACAAAUAAUAUUGACUGGUCUUAAUGAGGACACGGAAUACAUGUUCGGUGUUCAGGCCAUCAACACUAUGGGUCACUCAGACUUUACCAUAGAUAUUGUCAAAGCCAAGACUCUUAAAGAAACUCCAGUCACUGAAACUGAGAAAAUCAUAUCAAAAAUUAUGAACGAAAGGGCGGGUGAUUUGCCUAAACUUAUACUAAUUGUAUCAGUUGUGGGCAGUUCUCUACUAUUAUUUAAUAUCGUUUUAGUUGUUUGCUUUGUACGUAAACGCAGGAGAAAGCGUUACGAAGAGGAGAGCGAUGGCACCGAAAGUAAGACAACAGGCAGUUCCAAGACAACUAUGGAGAUGUAUCAGAGCUCUAACAGCACUGCCUAUCAUAAAGAAAACAAUGAGACCUCACUUAGUGAAGAGGAUGACGAAAAUAAAAGCCAAAAUCACGACAAUUAUUCCGGACAUACGGACUAUGAAAUGGAGAUCAGUCCGUCAGGAGUGGUGACGACUCACUCGCACGGAAUCAGCACUUAUUUGAUUGACGACGCGAUAGCCCCCUCUCAACACUACCCGAACACUCGGUUCACAAGUCUCGUGAGUCCUGUAGGUCCAGACCUAACUACGAGCACAUAUUUUAUAGACCAUCCAAACGAUGAGUACGCUUCUGCCUUAAGGAAGAAUGCAUACAAUCAACAGCUGGCGGUCAAUAGCACCGGCAGUCUAUCGCCGUCACCUCUGCCACCACUACAGCCGUUGUCUAUUAGUCUGUCCAACAGUCAGUCACCAAUCAAUUCUGUCAAUUAUAUGGGCACUCGUAUUGGCGACCAUUUAUCACAAUCUCAUUCACCAAAUUCACAUUAUCAGCCAUCACUAUCAUUAUCGCCACAUCAUCAACAAUCACAACAACUAAUGCAUCAAACGGUGCCACCACUGCCACCGCUCAGGAGUAUCGGUGCCGUUGCGCCUAAUAUGACAUCAUUUAUGCCGACUAUCAAUGAAGAGCCGCGCCUUUCAUACGCACCGAUGGGUCACUUAGUAUAGCAUUGAAAAUAUAUUUGUUUUUGAAAGAAAAUAAUUUUUAAAGUUUUGUGUAAAAUAUGACUAAAAAAAGUAAAUGCGAGAAAA